Diplodia corticola is the source of this 3291-nucleotide messenger RNA. RefSeq names its product dna mismatch repair protein. Gene Ontology annotation, cellular component: mismatch repair complex. The record is from RefSeq and is a predicted model, not a curated record. Bases 1 to 3291 code for a protein of 1096 amino acids. Gene Ontology annotation, molecular function: ATP hydrolysis activity; ATP-dependent DNA damage sensor activity; ATP binding. The transcript is spliced from 2 exons. Gene Ontology annotation, biological process: mismatch repair. NCBI's taxonomy places the organism in Eukaryota, Fungi, Ascomycota, Dothideomycetes, Botryosphaeriales, Botryosphaeriaceae.
AUGAAUCUGGAGCCUCAGCACGAUGUGACCCACCGCCAGCGCGCCCAGCGGCCCAUCGCGCCCCUGCCCCCGGACGUGGUUGCCCAGGUAAAAUCUUCAACCGUGAUCACCAGCCUCGCCAUCGUCGUCCUGGGCCUUGUCGAGAACUCGCUUGAUUCCGGUGCCACCAGCAUCGAGAUCACCGUGGAUGCUCGGCGGGGCGGCUGCACCGUCGAGGACGACGGCCUUGGAAUCCUACCUUCAGAGUUCAGGGAGGGCGGCGGCCUCGGGCAACCAUACUGUACGUCCAAGCACGACAGCUCUGAUCCGGUCUAUGGCCGUUAUGGCACCUUCCUCGCGUCUGUGGCUGCGUUGUCCCUCCUGACAGUGACGUCGCAUCACUGCCUUCACCGGUCACACAACACCGUUACUCUUCACCGGUCUCAGAUCAUCUCGCGUCAGAUUCCUGCUCCUCGUCAGCAGGAACUUGGUUUCCCUGACCAUGGCACUCGCGUCAUGGUAAGGGACCUUUUCGGCAGCAUGCCGGUGCGUGUGAAGCAGCGGGCCACCAUGAUCGACGACCGGGGCGAGCAAGAGCGCCAGUGGGAAUCUCUCAAGAAGUCUAUCACGGCGUUGCUGCUGGCUUGGCACCAUCCAGUAUCUCUUCGUCUUCGAGACGCCGAAAAUGGCAGAAACCUAGUUCUUAAUGCCAAUCGUAAGCAACCUAUUUCGCUCGCAGAGAAGCUUCCAGCCGACGAGAGAAAAAUAAACGGUGCACUUCGUCCGCUCAUCGCUAUGCUAUCGCAAGCAUCCUACAUCACGCCAGACGAGUGGAGCUCAUGGGUACCUGUGUCAGCCUCCACGCAUUCUGUAUCAAUCAAGGGCGCCAUUUCUGUGAAGCCUGCUCCAAGCAGAUGUGCACAGUUUCUUUCCGUUGGCAUUAAGCCGAUAUUCUCAGGCGAAGGAAAUAAUGAGCUUUUUGACGAGAUUAACCGUUUAUUCAAUCACUCCAGCUUUGGUAUUGUUGAAGACGAGCAUGAGCUCGACGAGAGAGAGAAAGAGCGCCGUUCACAUGAUAAGAGGUACAAGACAGAUGGACCGACAAAUCGACAGCUCCGAGGUGGGCGCAAAGGUAUCGACAGAUGGCCUAAAUUCUGUUUGCAUAUUGGGCUCGCGGAUGCUAGCGGGAACGAAGACGACGUGCUCAGCUCAGAAUCUCGGCUUCAUCCCAUCCUAGAAGUGCUCCGAGCCGUGAUCACUCAAUGGCUUCAAGUCAAUCACUUCCGGCCUCGUCAGCGUCCGUCCAGAAAGGGGGCGAGCCGGCCAGAGUCCGUUUCAAGCCGUGCUUCGACUCCUACAUCGCAGGGACAUGAUGAGCUGCAGUCACAAUCUCGGCACGGCGGAUCCGCCAGCGAACUGGCAGAGACAAGACUGUCCAAGGGCCAAAAGCGGAAGAAGUCAAGCGAUACUUCCAGCGGAGCUACUACUUUACUCGAGCCGGACGAUGUAGACGUAUCAAGUGAUUGGAGCAAAAUUAAGAGCGCAAAGCCAUCAUUCUAUAAAAACAUUUGGGGCUCAAAGAGGUCACGUUCCUCGGCAUCUACCACCCAAACUACUCCAGCUACUGUUAUAGAGCCCGGAUCGGCCCGAGCCUCAACAGGCGGAACUGGAACUUCCUCCACGUUCUUUCAGGCAGACCCUAUCAUGCCGGGCGAUCUUGGGUCACUUCCCCCUUCCAUCGCAAGCACACCGCAAGAGAUGGACAUUCCUGAUAAUGAACAGACAUCAGAGACAAAUCAUAGCCAAUCCACAGGGUCAGGACUAGAUUCCUCGAUUAAAUGGACCGACCCUCACAGCAAAGAAACUUACACGAUCGACUCUCGUACAGGAACUGUCAUCAAUCAAGAAGAGCGCCGAACUAAAACAGCGCCAUCCGAACCUUCUAGAGCUCCGGCAAGUAUCUCAGCGGCAUUCAACAAGUCUCUGAGCUUGUCGCGAAGAGUUGCGAGCGCACCGGGUGAACCUGAUAGAAGGACAUGGCUAGGGGAUUUCCUGGCUGGGUGGGACAAUCCCGUGUUCCGCACACAAGCUCCAGCCAUACCUCAAGUCAGCCUGCCUGAGUUUAGCGAAGAAGUAAACGGCCUUCUUCACGGCCGUAGUAGACACUUUUCCCACGCAGACAUCAAUAAGGCAUUUUCCGAGGCUUCCGCACUUGGGGCGUACAAGCUUUCGAAGCAAGCACUGAGGAUGGCCAAAGUGGUGGCCCAGGUUGACAAGAAGUUUAUCCUGGUGGUCAUGCAAGCGACAAGUGCAUCGGCCAGGACAAUACACGAACGGGCGACGGCCCAGCCCAAGCAGUUGCUCGUCCUCAUCGACCAGCAUGCGGCAGACGAGCGUUGCCGGGUCGAGGAGCUGUUUGCUGAGUUGUGUUUACCCAACCCGUCUGCCGAGGCAAAGGAAUGCCGUUCUAGCCACGGUCACAUGUCACGCAUCAAGACGAGCGCCGUGGCAAACACGCUCUAUUUUGAGCUCUCGGCCCAAGAAGCGCGCCUGCUGGAAAUGUAUGCGAGUCACUUCUCCGAUUGGGGUGUCGUAUACGACCUCAACAGGUCAGGCACCAGGCACAUUCUCGUCGUAAAGGCCCUCCCGCCAGGAGUGGCCGAACGGUGCGAAGCUGAUCCCAAGCUGCUGCUCUCGCUCCUUCGCUCCGAGGCGUGGAAGCUAGCGGAGGAACGGACGCGAGCACCGCCCGGCGCCGCCGCCUCAGCAGCAACAGCCAAAGGGAGCACAAGCAAACCCGCAGGAACGGGCCACGGAUCGAUGGGCGCCACGGCGACGGCGGAGGAGCCGCAUUCCUCAUCGCCGUCUUGGCCCGCGCAGAUCGGCUCGUGCCCGCAGGGCAUUCUGGCGCUGCUCAACUCGCGGGCAUGCAGAAGCGCCGUCAUGUUCAACGACGAGCUGCCGCGGGCGGGGUGCGAGGAGCUGGUCGCGCGGCUCGCCGGGUGCGCGUUCCCGUUCCAGUGCGCGCACGGCAGGCCGAGCAUGGUGCCGCUGGUCGAGCUGGGGGCCAGCAGCGGCGGCGUCGUUGCGGCGGCGGCGUCGACGACGGCGGCGGCGACGGCGGCGGCGCAGCGUCACCUCGCACGCGGGAAAGACCAGACCGCCAUGGACCCUGGGGAUGAUGUGGCCGCCGGGGGCCUGGGGGUCUUUGCUGCUGGCCGCGGGCGAGGGUCUGCUGGUGCGGCAGACGGACAGCCGCCUGACGAGCAGAAAAGCGGGUUUGUGGAGGCAUUUAGACACUGGCGUCAGUGA